Molecule: messenger RNA, 945 nt
Organism: Trematosphaeria pertusa
Lineage: Eukaryota; Fungi; Ascomycota; Dothideomycetes; Pleosporales; Trematosphaeriaceae
Exons: 1
Coding region: 201-833 (210 amino acids)
Source: RefSeq, a predicted model, not a curated record
CAUUUCUCAAUUUCUACCUCCCACGCUAUUGUGCUGUCGUACAAUACCACCACUCCCUACCUUUCACUUCACUCUAACCCCAACAACCCUCCGCCCUACUCCGCGCUGAAUACAUACAAUAGCAACCUCCUUAUCCACGCAACAUCCACCAGAUAAUAGCAAUCCCUAUUCAGCAUCCUAUUGUCCCCGUACCUCACAAAAUGCUGUCUCCCGCCCCCUUCUUCCAUCCUCUCCUUAUCCCCACAACAUCUCUCUACCAUCCUACCAUCCUACAACAUCCACAUCUCCACAUCUUGCUGCAGGCCAGCAUCUACAUCAUCACAUCUCCUACUGCACCCUUGCUGCUGGCCAGCAUCCAACAUGACCACCUCACCACGCACCGGCACUCUCUCUCCCCGCCCGCCACUCCUCCUCGGCGACGGCACAGAACUCUCCACCUACCCCCAGCAAGCGCGUUCCGCGCUACUCAACGACGUGCUCCCGCUAUGGAAAGCCGCUGCCGCCGGACGGCGCGGCCGCAAGCGCCCGCUCAGCAAGAAAGAGAUCGCCCAGCGCCAGCGCGGGCUCGCCGGCAUCAACGCACGGAUCCACGACGACUACGCGCUUAUGCGCGGCUACGAGGGCGCGAGGAGCUGGCAGGUGAUGGGAGCCAGGGAGGCGGCGGGGGUGCGGAAGAUGCAGAAGGUCUGUGGGGUCCAGCGGGGGCGGGGAGCUGGAAAGGAGAGGAUGGGGUUGAAGACUGGUGGUGGGGGAGAGAAGAGGUGGAUUGUGGGAGGCGGGACGGAGAGGAAGACGAGAUUGGGUGUUGUUGUGUGCGCUGUGGGGGCUGGUGAGGGGAGGGUUGGGGUUGUCCGGGAGGGGGAGGAAGACAGGAAGGACAGGGUGCUGGUGGAGAGGGAGAAGCGGUUCUGGGGUGGAUACCGGCAGGUCCGGAGUGGGUUGUAG